Messenger RNA from Rubroshorea leprosula, 1065 nucleotides. The record is from the annotation of a GenBank genome assembly. Lineage: Eukaryota; Viridiplantae; Streptophyta; Magnoliopsida; Malvales; Dipterocarpaceae.
CUCGAGCUAAGGUUUGGAGAUGGCGAGCCUCUCCUUCGGGAUUCCUCUCUGGCUGCGGAGCCCUCCUCUUCUUUCUACCUACUUCGCCAUCGCCGAACAGUGUUACCUACAGAUUUCGGUUGGGUGUGCCAUUAACCUUUGCUUCUCCAAGUUUUCUGAUUCGCAGAUCUUGUUAGGAGCACCAGAUUUUUGUUCAAUCACUCUGCUUCGCCAUCGUAACAGCAUCCCAACCAUGGCUGAAGAGGAUUUAUGGUCUAUGCUUAGCCGGAUUCAAAUUGCGGAGAAGGACGAUGGGAUCCUCCCACCACAUAUGGUGUGGAAGCAGAAUGAUGCUAAUGUGGGCAGGUUGCAAUUGGUUGGGAAACUACUAUCUCGACAGAGGGUCAACCUUAAUGGCUUUCAUAAUGUGUUAAUGGCCUCUUGGAACCAAGGAAGAGUCCUAGAGGUGGAUGAAGGAUUCAAGAAAGCCGUUGAAUCGACUUGGAUGUUGAGAACCCACUGCGAAGGCCAUGUAAAGAAGGAUUGUGAAAUUGCUCACUGCAUUAAAGAUGCAGGUGGUAAGAUUAUUCGACGCUUUGGUCCUUGGUUAAAGGUUGAAUUUGAGAACUCAUGGUGUUCGGAUGACUUUGUUAUUUUGGAUGAUACCUUCUCUACAAAUACCCAAUUUCUGGUUGCUGGUGGUAAUAAUGAUACCGGGCAAGUCGAGGGGGUAAACAUUGAGAAUGGCACAACUGAUAUGGGCCUUGGGGUUGAGAUAAGCCAGUCUCAUGCUGUUUUGUCUCCAAUUGCUGAGGGCAGUUGGAAAAGGUUAGCUCAUGCAGUGACUUCUGCAAGGUCCACAGAGAAUAGCACUCGGAACAAGCGGAGGAGUUGUCUCACACCUAUUAAAGAAGAGAGAGCCCUUAAAGUGCUGGUAAACAAUAUAGGGGUGGCUUUAGCUCAAUCGGCUAAAGGCCAUGACCCUCCUGCCGGUUGAAGUAUGCAUUAGCACGGGACGACAUCUAGCGGGUUAGGGACUGUUGAUGUCGAGAUUCCCUGCUCUCUCUAUAAAGCUAGCUAAAUAGG